Messenger RNA from Spizellomyces punctatus DAOM BR117, 772 nucleotides. RefSeq names its product bis(5'-adenosyl)-triphosphatase. Gene Ontology annotation, molecular function: catalytic activity. The record is from RefSeq and is a predicted model, not a curated record. The transcript has 4 exons. NCBI's taxonomy places the organism in Eukaryota, Fungi, Chytridiomycota, Chytridiomycetes, Spizellomycetales, Spizellomycetaceae. Bases 60 to 563 code for a protein of 167 amino acids.
ACUAAAUAAAGCCUCUUGACUGCAAAAGUGGUGAGAUCUCUUAAAAAAACGUCUGGAAAAUGAAGGGAUUUCACUUUGGGCCUUGGCCAAUUCGACCGAAUGAGAUAUUCUUUACCUCCAAACUAUCGAUAGGACUCGUCAAUCUAAAGCCCAUUGUCCCCGGUCAUGUCUUGGUAGUCCCCCGUCGCAUUGUUCUACGGUUCGCGGACCUCACUUCUGACGAGGUCUCUGACAUGUUCCUUAGCGCCCAGGCGAUUGGUAAGGUCAUAGAAAGGGAAUAUGGUGGAGAAUCUCUUACUAUUACACUACAGGACGGGCCAAAAGCUGGACAAACAGUACCACAUGUGCAUGUCCAUGUUAUACCGCGGAAAACGGGCGAUUGGGCCAAUAAUGAUGACAUUUAUCCUGAAAUUGAUCGCAAAGAAAAGGAACUGGCGGGGGAACUCAAAGCGCCCAAAGGCGUUGACAAUGAAGAGCGUCCCCCACGUACGCAGGAGGACAUGGGACGGGAGGCCGAGCAGUUGAGGAAACAUUUUCAACAAUAUGAGGACAUUUGGAAUUAGAUGGGCAUUGCCAAGAUGCAACCAUUCAACUGAAACGAUUGAUGAUCUUAUUGGCAUCAAAGGCGCGGCCUAGAAUCCAAUUCGUGUAAAAGGGAUGUAGUUCACUAUAUAUUGCAAAGUGCUGAUCUAUAUACAAAAGAAGCUAGUAUAAAUAAAUGAAUGCCACACGGUUAUUAACAAAAUGCUUGUUAUCGUGAUGCAAAGUCCAG